Gryllus bimaculatus (two-spotted cricket) is the source of this 1248-nucleotide messenger RNA. The record is from the annotation of a GenBank genome assembly. NCBI's taxonomy places the organism in Eukaryota, Metazoa, Arthropoda, Insecta, Orthoptera, Gryllidae.
AGUGAUUGAUAUUAUUGAGAUUGAGACAAUGUCAUUUACAUGUACUCAAAAUGAUCAUGUGGCGGUUAGCAGAGAAUGACAGUUCGUAAAAUCUCGAAGUUUGGUUCAGUAAAAUGUUCUAAAUAUGAUUUUCCGUAAGUCUUGGACAGUGAGAUAGUGAUACUUGAUAAGUAUUUCGCUCAAACUACUGUGCUAAAUGUCACGUUUCAUACCAGUGUUACCUGGUUGAUUUGAUGAGAUAGAAUGACGUGAAAUUACCGUAUCGGUUCCCUCAUUCAAGUUCCAUUAUGAUUAGAUAAUAAUGAAGUAAAAUCUGUUGAGAACUUGAGUUGUCCAUCGUUUAUUCGUUUCGCAAUUAUCGUUUUUCGCUUCUGCAAAAUGAACAAAUAUAUAUUUAACAUAUUAUGUACUGUUGCUUUUACAGACCUUGUGGCCAUCAGCCUUGUUGUGCCUUUGAUGGGGGCACACUUGAGAUCCCUUGGAAUGUCUCAUUUUCUUAUUGGUUUAUUAGGAUCUGCAUAUGCGGGUUUACAACUAAUUACUAGUCCAAUAAUUGGGAGUUGGAGUGAUGUUCAAGGACAUCGUUUAAUUUUCAUUCAAACUAUGGUCAUUUGUUCUCUGUGCUAUCUCCUUUGGGGAUUCACAACAUCCCUUGGUGUCAUUCUCUUGAUUAGGCUUGUUUUAGGUUCAUUUAAACACACACAAACACUUUGCAAAGCCUUAAUUUCAUACACUGUUCCUCAACCUGAGCAAGCAGAAGCUUUCGGAAAAUUGAAUGCAAUGGCUGGAAUUGGUUUUAUGAUUGGACCUAUCAUUGGAGGGCAUAUGGCUGAAUUGGAAAAUGGAUUUUUAUAUAUUUGUUGUUUAGUUGCAUUCACUUUAUGGAUAAACAUAGGUCUUGUUCCUCUCAGCUCUAGUGGGGCUUUUUUGCGGGUUGUGGGAAUGGAGAUACUUUUGCAAAGGACUGAUGCUGAUAAACGGGGUUCUCUGAUGGGGUCAAGCAAUAGUGUAUCUUCAAUUGGUCGACUAGUGGGACCUGUGAUUGGGGGAUUAAUCCGUGAUCUUGCAGGGGCACAGGCGUCAGCUGGUGCAUCUCUGGAACUCGUGACCGUGAAAGUGCAAGGCUGGUUACUUCACUUCCGGCUUGGCUUCAACGAUGUUCCUGGCUCGGAAGAGGAGGAUUGCCUUUGGCAUGUGAAAGAAGAAAGCAUGAAGGUUAUUGAACUUCAUCCAAUAACUGAGGAAUGA